Messenger RNA from Physcomitrium patens, 1991 nucleotides. NCBI's taxonomy places the organism in Eukaryota, Viridiplantae, Streptophyta, Bryopsida, Funariales, Funariaceae. The record is from RefSeq and is a predicted model, not a curated record.
GUUCCAACAGCAACAGCCAAUUCGUCCCGAGUUGUCCGAUCUUCGGCUGGUGACCUUCCGCUUGCUGGACCACGCAAAUAGAAGCGAGGCAAAUUGAGGAGGAGAACUGGACCACGCGAAGUGAAGCGAGGCAAAUCGAAGACGAGAAUGUUUAAAGAGGAGGAGAACUGGCCUCUCUUUGGAAAAAUAAUUCGAGUUGUGCCACUCGUAAUUAUUUCUGUCGGCUCAGCUCCUGCCACUUGUUGCUUCGCGUCAUGAACGUUGUGCCAUGGUCCGAGAUGUUGGCCAAAUAUUCCAUCUUUUCCAGGGUUUAGGGAGUUGGAAGGAGUCACCCUAUCGAGCGGAAGCGUGAAUGUGCUCUAGGAUUCUUCUUCAGUUGCAUUCAAUUCAUUUUUUUAGAAGUUCAAGUGAAGUCUGACUGUGUAUGGUCUUCAAGGCUUGCCGCAAGUGCCCACAUAAACCAACAGUUGGCGUUGAGUCGUCAGCAAUGUUUCAAAGGUUCGAAUGUUUGGCGGUUUGAUGCUCAAAGCUUCUAUGCUAAGGAAGGUCUGGCCCUGAAAAGUCGUUUGGCCACCUUAUGGAAGAGUAAACAGAAACGAGACGUUCGAUAUUUUGGUACAACCUCUAUGGCAGAAGCCAGUCCUCCGGAAAAGGUUGAAAAUCUCCCAAUGGUACAGCGUGAAAACUCUGUUGGGGGGCAAUCAGAUGAGGCUGGAUUACUAUCAGCGUCAAUGUUUGUGGAUGCUUGUUUUUUCCGAUUUCUGGUUGGGAAGGGAGGAAUCACAAAACAGAUGUUAGAGAAGGACACAGAUGUGAGUUUACAGAUCCCAUCACCUAAGGAAGCUAAACAAGGCAAAUAUUUAGUGAUUCAAGGUGAGUCACAAGAGGCUUUGGACAAUGCAAUGCACCAGGUGAACACAAUUAUCAACCAGGCCAUCAAAAGCCCACAAUUUCAGUACUCGCACUUUGUUUCCAUUCCAUUAGCACUGCACCCACAACUACUAGAGUCUGUGAAAGCUUUUCAGAAGACUGUGCUGGAAUUUGAUGAUGAGUCUGGAAUGAGCAACAAAGGUAUUGACAAGUCUAUAUUUGUGAAACAUACAACGUUUCAUUUGACACUCCUCAUGUUAAAACUGUGGAACGAAGAGCUAGUGCAAAAUGCUGCUGAUUGCUUGCAAAAAGUAACGCCUCGAGUUCAUGAGGCUCUAGAAGGUUCUCCGCUGACAAUCACACUUCGCGGCGUGGAUUGCAUGAAAGGAAAUCCUGCAAAAGCCCAUGUGCUUUAUGCUGACGUCGAACCUAAUGACCAGGCAGGACGCCUCAUUAAAGCAAGUCAGGUGAUUACUGAGGCUUUUACCGAAGCAGGUCUUGUAAUGGACAAAGAUCAGACACAGACUUUGAAGCUACACGCAACAUUGAUGAACACAACACAGCGAGCAGGGGGAGAGUCGGGUAAGAGGUACAAGAAAAGAAUUCCAUUUGAUGCAACGGAAAUCAUGGAAAAAUAUAAAGAGCAUCAAUGGGGAGAGUAUCAUAUUUCAGAAGUCCACUUGUCGCAACGUUUUGUUUAUGAUACAAAUGGGUACUACCGUAGCUGUAAUUCCAUUCCAUUUCCUGAAAUUCCGAGUCGUGCGCUGACUCCCGAGUCCUGAGUGAUAUUCCUUGGAGGAGUGCAGAUUAUGGAGUAUACAACUCUUCCCUCUUUGAAUAGCGAGGUUGGUUAUGCAGAUCAGAUGCUCUGUGGUAUUACACAAUACAAAGAUGCCCACAAUUAAACAGCCUAAUUGGUUGUGUUUUCAUCGACACAUGAUACGCUGUACAUGUAUAAUGGAGUUCACAACCAUGAUGACGUGGGACGAGUAUCUUUCAGGUCAAUAUGAGUGUCUAUUGGGAUUUGUACAUGCUGGACACCGAGGAUGGCUGACGAUUGGAUAACGUAAAUCCUUCCGAAUUGCUGGAUACUUAUAUAUGUAUCAUAUCAUUCGGAUGCA